UUAUGGUUUUCCUUGAGAUAUUUCGAGAAGAUUUGAGGAGGAGUUUGUGAAAUCCAUAUGGAGAGUUUGCUACAGAAACAGGUUUUUAACAAUGGAGUUCAGUCCUUCAACUAUCAAUGGGUUUCCACAAAUCGUCUUCAAUUCAAGAAUUAUCUUCUUAUAAACUCGAAAAACAUGAUUCGAAACCGGAAUCGCGUAUGUUGCACAAUGUUGUACAAGAAUGCGGCUACGAGCAAGGGCAAGAACCAUUUGAGAGGUAGGGUUUGGGCAGUGAGGAGGAGGAGAGUGCAUUCGAACUCGGAGACGUACGUGUUGUUAGAAGCGGGGCAAGAGGAGCAGUUCGUGUCGGAGGAUGAGCUGAAGGAGAAGCUGAGAGGGUGGCUGGAGAGCUGGCCGGAGGGUUCACUGCCUCCUGAUCUGGCAAGAUUCCGAGACAUCGAUGACGCCGUCGAAUAUUUGGUCAGAUCUGUCUGUGAGCUCGAAAUCCAUGGCGAAGUUGGUUCGGUCCAAUGGUACCAAGUUCGUCUCGAGUGAUGUACAUUGCUUAGGGUUUUGUUUCUUUUGUAUGAAAAAAAAACCCUUCUUUAUUAACAACCUAGAAGGUUGCAGAGACGAAGAAGAAGGAAAUUUCUCUCUUGAUAUGUAUUUUUCAAGUGUUACUAUUUCUGUAUACAGUGCUAGUGCUUGUAUAUAAAGAAACUAAUCUAUACAUGUAUGUAACCAAAAAGAAAAUAUCAUUAUCCAAGAUAGUU
Molecule: messenger RNA, 752 nt
Organism: Tarenaya hassleriana
Lineage: Eukaryota; Viridiplantae; Streptophyta; Magnoliopsida; Brassicales; Cleomaceae
Product: protein CHLORORESPIRATORY REDUCTION 7, chloroplastic
Exons: 3
Coding region: 58-534 (158 amino acids)
Cellular component (GO): chloroplast stroma
Source: RefSeq, a predicted model, not a curated record